Messenger RNA from Volvox carteri f. nagariensis, 546 nucleotides. RefSeq lists its product as uncharacterized. NCBI's taxonomy places the organism in Eukaryota, Viridiplantae, Chlorophyta, Chlorophyceae, Chlamydomonadales, Volvocaceae. The record is from RefSeq and is a predicted model, not a curated record. The transcript has a single exon. The annotation marks the transcript as partial.
AUGCGAUCUGCAAGCAUAUGCCACAUUCGAUGUGCAAGCAUAUGCGAACUGCAAGCAUAUGCGAUCUGCAAGCAUGUGCGAUCUGCAAGCAUAUGCGAUCGGCAAGCAUAUGCCAUCUGCAAGCAUAUGCCAGAUACGAUCUGCAAGCAUAUGCCACAUUCGAUGUGCAAGCAUAUGCGAUCUGCAAGCAUAUGCCAGAUACGACCUGCAAGCAUAUGCCACAUUCGAUGUGCAAGCAUAUGCGAUCUGCAAGCAUAUGCGACCUGCAAGCAUAUGCGAGCUGCAAGCAUAUGCGAUCGGCAAGCAUAUGCGAUCUGCAAGCAUAUGCCAGAUGCGAUCUGCAAGCAUAUGCCACAUUCGAUGUGCAAGCAUAUGCGAUCUGCAAGCAUAUGCCAGAUGCGAUCUGCAAGCAUAUGCCACAUUCGAUGUGCAAGCAUAUGCGAUCUGCAAGCAUAUGCCAGAUGCGAUCUGCAAGCAUAUGCGAUCUGCAAGCAUAUGCGAUCUGCAAGCAUAUGCCAGAUUCGAUGUGCAAGCAUAUGCGAUCUG